Danaus chrysippus (African queen) is the source of this 2565-nucleotide messenger RNA. The record is from the annotation of a GenBank genome assembly. Lineage: Eukaryota; Metazoa; Arthropoda; Insecta; Lepidoptera; Nymphalidae.
AUGAUGGAAAUGCGAAAGGAAACAUCUCCUAUACCUCCUCAAGCGGAGAUCAUAGAGGCCGAUUUAUAUAAACGAUCAUAUUUCGGACCUGAUGUUCCAACCUUGGAGCUAGAAUGUUGGGAAGAAGAGUUGUCGGAGGCUCAGCUAAAAGCCUAUCAGACUGCCACUGAAGAGUAUCAAAGUAUUCAAAACAAACUUGAUGUGAUUGUAAAAGAUACAGGAGGAGAGAUUGUGUACAAUGGUGAUCAAUUUACAGCAUACCAAUUGCUGGGCAAACAACCUGCUUUGAAAGAUUUGGAGAGACAAAGUGCUGAUAUAAUAAGAUCUAGAUCACGCUCCCUGUCCAUAUGUAAAGAAACAAAAGAAGUUAAGGGGAAAAGAGGUAGACCCAGAAAGAAUCGUGAAGAAGAUCGAGACUACUCCCCGUCAUCGGACAGAACAAAGUCACCCGAUCAAAGACAUAAGAAGAAAAAGAAGGAUAAAAGGAAGUAUGAUGAGAAAGAUACAAAGACCAAGGACAAAACUUUGGCUCCAUCCAAUGUGCACAGUGUUGUAACAAACGUGCGACCAUCCGAGGCGACAGCUAUCGGUGGCCUACUCACUGGCAGCGCAACCAAAACAACGGCCAUAGUCGACUUGACCAAGGAAGACGGUAACAAGAAUGUGGCUGAUUCCAGAGAAGUGUCGUUCAAUAAACUGCAAGGUAAAACAUUCCCGUCGCUAGUGGUAGUCGCUCGCCCGUACCUACGUUCCAAAGAUGCAGCCGUGCCGGCAGACCGCGCGACCCUUGAUAGUAAAGUGAAAGCGGUUCUCAUCCACACUCCCAUGAAGUUCACCGAGUGGCUCAUACAACAGGGCCUGGUGCGGUCGGAGCAGUGGUGCGCUCUACACCCUGGGAACAAACUCAAACUGGGUAUGUAUUCCGACGUGUCAAAGUUCCCGUACUCGGGCGGCUACGUGUGGAUAUCCGAGUGUUGUCCGACCCGUUUCGUGUCCGUAUUCUCGAGCUCUAUCUUCGAAGGCGCCACGUUUCCUCCCAGCGUCCUAUUGAAGCUCAUCUAUCACUGGGCGUGUCAGACGAACGUUCAAAAUGUCGUCCAAUGGGUCAAAGUUGACAAUCUAUACGUCAAAGGAUUGUUCACUUGGUUGAGAGCGGUUUGCACGUCAGCUAUACAUCAACACAUGGGUUUGCUCGGCGGGCCGGGGAAGAAAGUCGAAGUUGGGGUCAUAUCGUUGGGUACCACGAGCCAUGACGGCACACAGAGACAAGUUAAGGUUGAAGUGUUGGGUGUAUUGGAUCCCGUUGAGAAAUUGAUUCGCCUUCGUGCGGUGGAGCCGUUGGCAGAAUACGAGAAGAAUUAUAAGAAGCGUUUCCAGAAAAUUCUAGAACCUCUUACUACUUGGGUCCACCCUUCGUCUAUAAUUCUGACGGAUUUAACCGUGGACAAAGGGACACUGGUGUCCAUGGGCUUCAAGACGGUCCACCAGUCGUCGUCCCACUCCGACCAGCCCAUGAAGUACAGCAACGCUAACAUCAUGGAAUACUUACGACGCAUCGUGCCCAGAAUGUUCCAGAACACUCUGUCGCUGUUAUCCAGACAGAUUAUACAACAGUUCCUAGACGAACUGGUGUGGAGAGAAAAGUUCGGUGUAUCUCCCGGGCAGGCAUUCGACAAUAUAGUGUCUCACAUAUCAGAGCAAACAAAAUUGGACGCUAAGGACCCCAUCACUAUACGGCUCUAUAAGAUCGCUUCUAAUCCAUUCAAAAACUGGAAGUACCCCAACAAGAAAAAGGAUAGGUCGGAAGAUUCUUUAGAACCAGAAGUAAGAAGCAAACGCGGCAGAAAGAAGAAAGAGCGCUCGCCUUCACCACCGCCUAAGAAGAAGAGAAAUAAGACUUACAUAGAAGACGAAGACGACGAAGAGAUUCCACUAGCUCUGCGGCGGUCUAAAGUUAAACAAGAGAAGAACAAAGACGCCGACGGUCGACGUCGCAAGGCGAAAACUUACAUCGACGAUGACUUGGACGACGUGCCGCUUAAGAACAUUAAGAAAGAGGUGAAACAUGAUGAGACUGUGUCCUUGGAGAGGUACUACUAUGGAAAAACGAGCGAGGGACAAGCUGAUGACAUCGCUAUAGCUGUACAGUGUCCCGUGUGUCACGCGGAGUUCAACGAGUCCGCGCCGCUGUCCGUCCACCUAGUGAGUCACGUGGUGGGCGGGGCGGGCGUGCUGUGUGUGUUCUGUCACAACAUGUUCGACAGCGAGGCGGACCUGAGCGAGCAUCUCAAGUGUUCGCACCCGGUAGACACUAAGUCACCCGAACUCUUCACAUACGCCUGUCUUAUAUGCGAGGUCCGUUUCGCGGCGGUGCUGACCCUGGCUGCUCACAUGCAGAAGGCCCACUGUCCUCGCGAGCUGCCCUACAGCUGCGGCGCGUGUCCGUACCGCGCCUCCGCACACCGCGCGCUGCUCCAACACGUCAUGGACAAACAUCGCCGGGCCGACAAGCUAGUCUGUCCGCACUGCCUCAAGGUCACUAUCACAUACAUAGCGGGAGAUUAA